Molecule: messenger RNA, 618 nt
Organism: Ornithorhynchus anatinus (platypus)
Lineage: Eukaryota; Metazoa; Chordata; Mammalia; Monotremata; Ornithorhynchidae
Gene: DYDC1
Product: DPY30 domain containing 1
Exons: 6
Coding region: 111-578 (155 amino acids)
Cellular component (GO): Set1C/COMPASS complex
Source: RefSeq, a predicted model, not a curated record
UUGCUUAGCAACCGGGGAGUGUGUGCGACGGCGGGGGCGCAUGCGCAACGAACCCCCAUCCUCCGCCCCGCCCCGCGCUGCCCCACUCAGAGGAAGGCGGGAGAGAAGAAAUGGAGUCGAACUAUCUCCGGAAACAUCUAGGACAAUGUCUUGCUCAAGGACUUGCGGAGAUAGCCAAAUAUCGGCCCAGUGAUCCAAUAGAAUAUCUGGCGUUUUGGAUCUACAAAUAUAAGAGCAACAUCCUUGAAGAACACAUGAGGCAAAUAGAAAAGGCUCAGCUGAAGCGUGAACAAGCCUUAGCGAAGCUGGAAGAAGAAUUAUUGGAAAAGAUGAAAGCCGAAGAAGAGGCAUCUCUGCAGCUUGCUCAGAAACAGCUUCUCGAGGAGUCGGAAAAAGAGAAUCAAAAAGCUGAAGAAGGGGUGUUUGAGUAUUCACAGAAUGAGCUAGUCAAGACAUUAGCUGAAAUCAGUGAUAAAUACGGAGCACCCAACUUAAGUCGGGUUGAAGAACUUGAUGAGUCGGUGAUGUCUGAUGUCGCACUAAGUGCUACAAGUGAUCAAACCUACCAAGAUGGCUAAUCAUCUUACCUGAAAGCAAUAAAUAUUUUAUUGGUGUGAA